AAGAAGUACUUUUGACAAGAAUUCAGAUAUUUUUAAUAUUGAUGUGUUUCCCUGUUCAAGAGUUUUAAGAAAUGGUCCACAGUGCUCAGUUCAUGGAGUUUGCAGAGGUGGAAAACCAUGACGACUUUCACACUAGUGAAGAUGGAUAUAUUCACACACAGGACCAGCGAGGGGUUUACAUAAUAUAUGAUGUGGCUUUAGAGGACCUGAAGGAGGUUAAGUACCAGCUGCUGCUUGUGGCCAGCCAGUACACUGAGAAAGAUAAAAGCAAUGUAACUUGUGAGCAAUUCAGUAGCAGCAAUAUUCUUCGCUGGGCACAUGCCUCUGUGGAUCAAUUUGCUGUGCUGCUUGACCUCUGGACCUGUGAAACUGCUCUAUUGGAAAAAAAAUGCCAGCUUCUAGAUGUUUACUCUGAAUCUUACCAACAUGCUUUGGACCCAGAGGAAAGAUGCUUUGCCCAACCAAUAACUGACAUCAUGCAUAAAUGUCCAUGGUUUGAUCUCAACCUUAAAUAUUUUGUCAACACCCACAAAGAUGAACGCAUCUGUUUACAACUUCACCUCCAAGUGCUGAGGGGCAUAUUAAACCAACAAGGAGAUGCCCAGCGGGAUUAUGUCCACAAGAUUUGGCGGGAAGGUCAAAGAGGUGGCAUAGGUGAAUUUGGACUUCCUUAUAAUGUAUUACUAAGCACCUUAUCUCUCUUAAUACUAGCCAAUGAUCCUACUUUGAAGAACAUUUAUUUGCUGGAGUUUCACCCUUCUCUUGGUCUGGUGUGCUUGAUCCCCAAAGCUCUUGAGUAUAUCUACCAGGAAUUCUACAGCAUCUGCAGACCAAAAACAGCCAGUAAAGCAAGUAACCUAGAAAAACAAGUGCUUCAGCUAGUAGUUGAUGAGUGGCUAACUAUGAAAAAACCAGAAAGUUUUUACAGUUCUCAUAUUCAAAUAGAUAUCAUCAUACAUACAGUGGCACAUGUGCUAGGAUCUGCACACUCUUUAGAGGAGGAAUGGCCUCAGCUAGUAAUAAGUGAAUCAAGUUACAGAGCCGCUGCUUUAGAGAGAAAAAAUGAAGAAAAAAAGACAGGUGGAGAAAAACGGCUCUUUACCCUGGAUUCCUUCUCCAUGCUCCUGGAGCUUGCCAUGCUCCACCAUCAGCUGAUAGAGGUGGUGACAGAGAGUGCGCAGUUAGCCAGGUUAGUGGGUUAUAUAAGGCUUUUUGCAAUGGAAGCAGGUUUUGGUGAGUUCCAUUUGUACCUGAGGCCUGUGCUCUUCGAAUCUGCAUCUCACAGGAAGAAAGCAGAGCACCUCCCACCAAUGUUCAUUGCAUCUCUCCUGGGAGAUGACAGCUGUGUUGACAGAUAUAUUCCAUCUAGCUUAACACUGAGCAUCCAAGAAAUUGACAGUCAUCUUGGAAAAUUUAGUUUCCGUACAAGAGAUGGUGUUAUGCAGUUAUGGGGGGGUGGCGGGAGGGACAGGAGCAACCCCCAGACUCCUAAAGCAGUCAAAUCCAAAGGAUGGAAACGCUCCAGCCGCCUCGACGCUUUUCGGUACGGAGGCAGUGAAGGUCACUGCCCGGGCUGCCAGUGGGAAGAGGGCAGGGAAACGCACGCCCUGUACCCCCAGUGA
Haliaeetus leucocephalus (bald eagle) is the source of this 1622-nucleotide messenger RNA. It is a transcript of the gene CCDC162, whose product is annotated as transmembrane protein FLJ37396. The record is from RefSeq and is a predicted model, not a curated record. Lineage: Eukaryota; Metazoa; Chordata; Aves; Accipitriformes; Accipitridae.